This is a messenger RNA of Adineta steineri, 1197 nucleotides long. The record is from the annotation of a GenBank genome assembly. Lineage: Eukaryota; Metazoa; Rotifera; Eurotatoria; Adinetida; Adinetidae.
AUGCAAACACACGUCGUAACUGUUACAUCACCUUCGGUCGAUCAAUUUGAACAUCUGAGCGAUGAGUAUCCGAAUACUAUUGUUUGUCCUUGUUCACAAACCAAUAUUCGCUAUGAUCAAUUUAUGUUAUUCAAUCCACGUUAUCAUCAAGUGUGUUCAAGUCAAUUUGUCUCUCAGCAAUUCAUUUCAACACUGUUCAACAUAAAUAUGUCCCGAUUUUCACCACUAGAUUUUCGUCUGAUGGCUAUGUCUCAGUUUCAGGUCUUAGCAUUGUUGUGUCAAACAGCGGCAUCAACUAUUAACAAUGACCUCAAUCAAUUUCUGACUCAACAAAUGGUUACCAGUCGAGCUUUAUCACGUGAAGUAUUUGAGGCUCAAGUUGUAGCGCUUGUCGAACAAAUGCAAACGACAACAACAGCGAACGUGAACGAUUUUGUUGCAGAACAAUGGUGGGGUUAUCUAUGGGGCACUGAUAUUGCACCCAAUUUUCUGGAUCUUCAACUUCUUAGCAUUCAUUUUCGUAUUCUUGCAUCAUUAUGUUCAUUAGCACAGCAAUCUAUCGAUAAUGACACAAGUGCAUUUCUUACUAAUAAAUUAGUCACUUUUGAAGCAAUGUCAUUCAGUUCAUUUCAAGCUCAAAUUGAUUCGCUUACAGCCACAUUUAUUGCUCAAACAUCAGACAAAUUUCGCCGUACUCAGCUAUUUAUUUAUGAAACAUUUCGUGCAAAUCAACUGCUAGUUGUACCUGAAACAAACUGGCAAUUUGUUCGCACAACUGCGGCAGAUAAUUACGUUCUUGCCACUGUGCCACGUAGUUCAUUUGGAAAUAAUUAUUCAUGUAUUACAACAUUAGACAGUUUCCCACGACCUUUGUAUAUUGAUGCGAAUUCUAACACGAUAGCAUUGCCUGGCGUGGUAGGUGGUUGUUUACCAAUCGAUGGUGCUCGUCUGUCUACUCUGGAAUGUUUCUUUAAUUCAAACUGUAUUCUUAACCUGGCAAGCAUUCAAUUGACACGCCCUACCACUUUUUGGCUUGCUAAACCACUCAAUACUUCAACACCUAGUAUCUAUCCUUCGAAUACUCUCAUAAGCAGCCUCGUUGAUAGUUUAUUCGUGGAGGAUUGGGGAAUUAAAAUAGAAUUUCUUCGAGGAAUAAAAGAGUGUAAUAAUAUGUCAUUCGUAUUUUAUCCUGUUUAA